Molecule: messenger RNA, 909 nt
Organism: Lindgomyces ingoldianus
Lineage: Eukaryota; Fungi; Ascomycota; Dothideomycetes; Pleosporales; Lindgomycetaceae
Exons: 3
Coding region: 1-909 (302 amino acids)
Source: RefSeq, a predicted model, not a curated record
AUGACUGUUACACAAUCAUCUCGUAUUUGGAUACAAGACGUCUAUUUAGGUGCCCAAGUAUUCUCCAAUUUGAAUAGGAAUUCAAGUACUCUCACACGAUUCAUGUCGUCCUUCAUCUUCACUCUCGGUCUCCUCAUCUCCUCCGUUCACUCAGUUACUGCCCGGGGCUGCACCACCGAUGGCCUUCUUAGGUAUGCAGCUGAAUACGUCGAGUCCCUCCAAACCGGGAAGCUACACGCCGACUUCGCCAGCACCACCUACUGGGAGAACAACAAAACCGUCUCGACCACCGGACCGCCGCUAAAAUGGGGUGGCCUCAAAAUCGACCACAACCGCACCAUCGUCGACCAAGAGCAAUGCGCGACGUACACAGAGAUCAUUUCGACGAGUCCAAGUCCGGGGUAUGUUAUUGGGACGCAGAUUCGUAUGUUGAUUCAUCCCGAAGAUGGGUAUACGCCGACGCUGGUGGAUUCGAUUGUCACAAGUAAGGGGGAUUGGCAGUUCAAUGCGAGUAAGUCGCUCUCACUCGUUACGGGGGAGAAUUGGGAUACGUUGCCGACGGAGAAACGCGUGGACCGCAUUACCCUCGAAAAGGCAGCGGAUGCGUAUCUAGAUCUUUGGACGAAUAAAAGUGCGGCCGUCCCGUGGGGAUACCCGUGUGCGAGGAUGGAAGGUAGCGCGUAUACAGCGAAGGGUAAGCCGGAUGAUUCGUGUAGUGUGGGGAUUCCAGCCGGAGGUCAGCCGGCGAAUACGGAUAGGAGGUAUGUUACAGAUGUGACAGUCGGAAGUGUGAGUGUACUGUGUAAAUUUGGGAGUAUGAAGAGUGGAGCACCCGACAGUCAUGAGUUCAGGCUGGAGAGUGGGAAAUUGAGGUACGUGCACACGAUGACAGUUAUGACAGCGAAAUGA